GGAGUCCGGUAGGCGGCAGGAGGAAGCGGCUGGCGGCAGUGCUGACCCCACACGUGCCGGAUCUUCUCAUCUGCUACUGGAACUGCUCUGAGCCACUCUUGGCAGUCACAAUCCCACCACCAGAGACUUUCACUUCUGGGAUCAAAGCCCCUUUGCUGCGUGUGACACCUUUUAGGUGUGCCAGCGCCAGCAAUGGGAAGUAUCUUGUCAUUCUUAAUUCGAUCCAGACUGCCAAAAAGCAUAGACAGGACCACGGAAACAGAGUGGAACUGCCCCAUCUGCCGCGAUGCUCGAGAUGACCUUGCUUACGUGAUGCCCUGUCUCCAUCAGUUCUGCCUGGCCUGCAUUAUACGUUGGGCAGAGAUGCAAAGAGUGUGCCCACUCUGCAGAGAACUGAUAGAAGCUGUCAGGUUUUCUGUGCAGACAGACAGCUAUAUAGACUGUGUCUUCAGCAGUUCUGAAGAGGCAGCAAAUGCCAGCAGCUCGACAGGAAUAACUCUUGGACAGCUGGUUAAAAACAGUCCGUUUGUGGAGUCCCCUUCGCGUGCUCCACGGGGGAUACUAUCCACAUCAGAGCAUGAAGGUACAGGAACAGAGCCCGUGGGUGGCCUCCUGCCUAGACUGUGGGCAGAACUUUUCCAAAGAGAAGAGCAUCUCCUUGACCCUGUGGUGCCCUGGCUGCGCCAGGAGCUGGAAACAAAGUAUGGGACUAGGUGGUGGAUGGCAAGGAUUGCAGAGAGCAUCAUCCUGCAUGCCGUGUCCAUCUGUGGUCCAGCUAGGAAUGUCUUGAUCCAUGUACUACAGGACUUCCUUGAGGAACAUACAGAACCGCUAAUCAAUGGCCUCAUCAGCAUAAUUGUGAAUGAGUGCACUCAAGAGGCCCAAAGGCUGAUACAUUUCCAACCUGACUCACAGAACAAUCCUAUGGCCAUCUCCAGCAGAUUUCAGAUGGAUACUACAGCUCCCCACUCAACCCCGGCCAACAGCGACAGUGAGGAGCACCAAUCCAGUGCAUUGGAAGCUGUUCUUGACACCCUUCACCCAUCUGCUCCUACCCCUGCAGAGCAGGAGGAGCUGGGAGAGGAGGCAGUGGCAGAGGAGCCUGGCAGGGAGGAGGACAACAGCACCGUGGCCAUCUUCACCAGCCCUCAGGAGGAUAAUCCUGCCCCACAGGCAGACACUGCCAGCAUCCCUGUGGGGUCCAGCAUGGAGGACCAAGCCAACAUAUCAGAAGCUGUCCUCCACACCCUGCACCUAUCUGCUCCCACACCUGCAGAGCAGGAGGAGCAGGAGCUGGCAGCAGUGGCAGGUCCCUCUGACCAAGGUGACAGCCACAGCCCCUCCACUCCCAGCCAGGGUAGGGACCCCUUGCCCAGGAGGCCUCAGCGUUCCACAAGGAGGAGGGCUUCCAGCCAUCUGGACUCUCCCCAGCCCCGCAAGAUGCGACCCAAUCAGCAAAAGUAG
Molecule: messenger RNA, 1464 nt
Organism: Ficedula albicollis (Collared flycatcher)
Lineage: Eukaryota; Metazoa; Chordata; Aves; Passeriformes; Muscicapidae
Exons: 3
Coding region: 193-1464 (423 amino acids)
Biological process (GO): protein monoubiquitination; protein polyubiquitination
Molecular function (GO): ubiquitin protein ligase activity; metal ion binding
Source: RefSeq, a predicted model, not a curated record